Messenger RNA from Ananas comosus (pineapple), 3756 nucleotides. RefSeq names its product leucine-rich repeat receptor-like serine/threonine-protein kinase At1g17230. Lineage: Eukaryota; Viridiplantae; Streptophyta; Magnoliopsida; Poales; Bromeliaceae. The record is from RefSeq and is a predicted model, not a curated record. The coding region runs from base 880 to 3414 and encodes 844 amino acids. Gene Ontology annotation, molecular function: protein binding; protein kinase activity; ATP binding. Gene Ontology annotation, cellular component: plasma membrane. The transcript is spliced from 3 exons. Gene Ontology annotation, biological process: hormone-mediated signaling pathway; protein phosphorylation.
CACCCUCAUUUAUAUACACCUCUUCUCUUCUUCCUCUUCUUCCUCUUCUUCAUCAACCCAUGAACCAAAACCCAUGUUGAGAUGUAGCAUUUUGUCCCCUGUUAAGCUCACUACAAUGAGACAACCCAAAUGGCAUCUGCUGCUGCUGCUUCAUCUUCUUCUUCUUCUUCUUCGGUUCCCAGAGAGCAACUCCCAGGUUCAUGUUCUCAUGGAGCUGAAAAGGAGCCUCCUUGACCCCGAAAACCACCUCCGGAGCUGGAACUCCUCCGACCCAACCCCCUGCAACUGGAGCGGCAUCACCUGCAACCCCGCCUCCGAGGUCGUCAUCUCCAUCAACCUCCACGGCCUCAAUCUCCCCGCCUCCCCCGCCUCACCAUCUUCAACCUCUCCAACAAUGUCAUCUCCGGGCCCAUCCCUCCCGAUCUCGCGAACUGCGCCCGCUUAGAGGUCCUUGAUCUCGGCACCAAUAGCUUCCAUGGCGAGAUCCCGAUCGGGCUCUUCGGGUUGUCCUCGCUGAGGAAGCUCUUUCUCAGCGAGAACUACCUGUUCGGCGAAUUGCCGCAGAGUAUUGGUAACGCGACUGCUCUAGAAGAGCUCGUCAUUUACAGCAACAACCUCACCGGCACGAUUCCGCCGUCGAUUCGGACGCUGCGGCGCCUCAGAAUCAUCCGCGCCGGGCUCAACGAGCUCUCGGGCCCGAUACCGGUCGAGAUCAGCGAAUGCCGCAGCUUGGAGGUUCUCGGGCUCGCCCAGAACCGGCUCCAGGGGCCCCUCCCGAGAGAGCUCGCGAGGCUUCGGAGCUUGACCACUUUGAUUCUGUGGCAAAACCGGUUGUCCGGGGAAAUUCCCGCGGAGAUCGGUGAUUGUACUAGUUUGGAGAUGAUUGCUCUGAAUGACAAUGGAUUCGUCGGCGGGGUUCCGAAGGAGCUCGGGAGGUUGUCGAUGCUGAAGCGGCUUUACAUCUAUCGGAAUCAGCUCGACGGAACGAUACCCAAGGAGCUGGGCGAUUGCCGGAGCGCAAUCGAGAUUGAUUUCUCGGAGAAUCGGUUGGCGGGAACCAUUCCCGGCGAGCUCGGUCGGAUUCAAACCCUGCGGUUGCUUCACCUGUUCGAGAACCGUUUGCAAGGUCGAAUUCCUCCCGAGCUCGGCCGGUUGAGUCUCCUACGGAGAAUUGAUUUGUCCAUCAAUAACUUAACCGGCACCAUCCCUUUAGAAUUCGACAACCUCACCUCCUUAGAGUACCUUCAACUCUUCAACAACAAUCUCUACGGCGCCAUUCCUCCUAUGCUAGGCGCCAAUAGCAAUCUCUCCGUUCUCGAUCUGUCCGACAAUAGGCUUAGCGGUAGCAUACCUUCUCAUCUCUGUGAGGACCAAAAGCUCAUCUUUUUGAGCCUCGGAUCGAACGAAUUGGUCGGGAAUAUCCCUCGCGGAGUGAAAACUUGUAAGUCCCUUGUGCAGCUACGGUUGGGCGGCAAUUUGCUAACGGGGAGCCUGCCGAUUGAAUUAUCCGCGCUCCAGAAUCUCUCUGCUUUGGAAAUGGAUCAAAACCGCUUUUCCGGGCCGAUUCCUCCUGAAAUAGGCAAGUUCAAGAGCAUAGAAAGGCUCCUGUUGUCGAACAAUUACUUUCUGGGCCAACUUCCCCCUGAAAUUGGGGAACUAACUGAGCUUGUGAGCUUCAAUAUAUCGUCUAACCAGCUUUCGGGACCUAUUCCUCGUGAACUGGCUAAUUGCACGAAGCUUCAAAGGCUUGAUCUUAGUAGAAACCGGUUUUCCGGGUUCGUUCCUGUAGAGAUCGGCAAUCUAGUGAACCUUGAACUGCUUAAGCUGUCGGGUAAUAACCUAAACGGGUCUAUCCCGAGCAGUCUAAGAAGCCUUUUCCGGCUUACCGAACUUCAAAUGGGAGGGAAUAGAUUUUCCGGUCAUAUUCCGGUCGAGCUCGGCCAGCUUACCGCCCUUCAGAUUGCGCUCAACCUUAGCUACAAUUCUUUGGAUGGUGAAAUACCGACUCAACUUGGGAAUUUACACCUGUUGGAAUUCUUGUAUUUGAAUGAUAACCAACUCGAAGGAGAAGUCCCCGCUUCAUUCAGCGAGCUCUCGAGCCUUUUGGUGUGCAAUCUUUCUUACAACAACCUCGUGGGCUCGCUACCUAAUAUACCACUAUUCCAAAAAUUGGAUAAUAGCAAUUUUCUUGGAAAUAUCGGCUUAUGCGGGAUGAGAACAAAACCUUGCGAGCCAAUUUCGCUGCCGUCGUCUAAUUCACCAGCCAUUUGGGCUAAGAAGGAUGCCUCGAGGGAGAAGAUAGUUAGUAUUGCUUCUUUUGUUGUCGGCAUAGUUUCCUUAUUCUUAACUGCCGCAGUUUGCUGGUCUUUAAAGCGCCGAACACCUAAUCUCCCAUCCAAUGAAGAUCGUAAACAAAAUGUUUCGGGUCCUUAUUACUUACUCAAGGAGCAGAUAACUUACCAAGAGCUUCUCGAGGCCACGGGUAAUUUCUCCGAAAGCGCUGUUAUAGGAAGAGGAGCUUGCGGGACGGUAUACAAGGCUGUUAUGUAUGAUGGAAGUUUAAUUGCUGUCAAGAAGAUCAAGGCUCAAGGAGAGGGUUCGAACAUUGAUAGUAGCUUCCGAGCAGAGAUAUCGACUCUUGGAAAUGUUAGGCACCGAAAUAUCGUUAAGCUGUAUGGUUUCUGCUCCUACCAGGAUUCGAAUCUUAUCCUUUACGAGUAUAUGGCGAAUGGUAGUCUCGGGAAGCUUCUUCACGGGGAUAAGGAGGUUUGCAUGCUCGAUUGGGAUGCGCGUUAUCGAAUUGCUCUUGGAGCAGCUGAAGGGUUGAGAUAUCUUCACUGCGAUUGCAAGCCGCAGAUUGUACACCGCGAUAUCAAGUCGAAUAACAUACUGCUAGAUGAGGCAAUGGAGGCUCAUGUCGGGGACUUUGGCUUGGCGAAACUGAUUGAUAUCUCGCACUCAAAGACCAUGUCCGCCGUUGCCGGCUCAUACGGGUAUAUUGCCCCAGAGUACGCUUUCACCAUGAAGGUUACUGAGAAGUGCGACAUAUAUAGCCUUGGCGUCAUUCUCCUGGAGCUAGUCACUGGGCAACCACCCAUUCAGCCUCUCGAGAAAGGAGGGGAUCUCGUCAACUGGGUGCGGAGAUUAAUGCAGAACGCGGCUCCGCAAUCCGAGAUCUUUGACAGCCGACUCGACUUGAGCUCGAAAAGCACGAUCGAGGAGAUGUCGCUGGUUCUAAAAAUCGCACUUUUCUGCACCAGCGAAUCACCACUCGACAGGCCGACCAUGAGGGAAGUUAUAAGUAUGUUGGUCGAUGCUCGGGUUUCCUCUUCUUCUGAUAUUCCCUCCUCCCCGACAUCAGAGACAGCUUUCGACGAAGAGACCACCUCUUUCAAAGGAAAAAUACAGAGGUGAACUGAUGCUGCAGAAAACAAAGUUCCUUUCUAUUUAUUUAUGAACAUGUCCUAGUGCAUGACUUUCAUGUUCAAUCUGAAAAAUUGCAUAGAAUAGCAAUUGCAUAAUUAAAAUUGCAAGGAAUAAGCAAGCAUUCGGAACACCGCCGACGCUGACGCCGCGGAUUCAGCUGCAGCAGCUGCAGUAGUUCAUUAUCAGAAUGUAAAGAUAUUCGCGGUGAAAUAAUGCUGUAAUUUUUCUGGAGUGCUCAGAAGCCUUGUUGUUUCGCUGGAUCUGUAAACAGUGAACGCACUGAUGAUCUCUUUUGCAUACAAAUUUACCAUGUCGUUGUGAUGAAGUGAA